Messenger RNA from Populus euphratica (Euphrates poplar), 1435 nucleotides. NCBI's taxonomy places the organism in Eukaryota, Viridiplantae, Streptophyta, Magnoliopsida, Malpighiales, Salicaceae. The record is from RefSeq and is a predicted model, not a curated record.
AUGUUGACAAUUUGCUACAGGCUUCAGACCAUCAUCAACACCCUCAUGUCUGACAGUGUCUUGAACUCCCUUGGUGCUCGAUUCCCUAGCUUUAGGGGCCUUAGAACAUUUGUCAGUUGUGUGGCUAAGAAUUCUGCAAAAUUAGAAGGGGGAACACCUCAUGCUAGCAGCGAUGGUGUCUUCAUGUCCCCUAGUGUUGGAGUUAAAAAUGAUGAUUCAGUGGCUGCUGCUCAAGUUACUCUUCCUUAUUCAGGUAUUUCUAAGCCUGUAGAACCUGCUGCGGGGAAAUGGAGAGACAUGUUCUCCUCCAACCGUAACACAGCUAAUUGUCCCACAAUUGUUCAUUUUUCUGAUUCCAGUAAUGCUGAGAAUUAUACCUUGUUAGAUGGUGACUUAGACAAUAACUGUGAUGUUUGGAAGUUAUGUGUUGUGGCCAAUGUGGCGGGGAAAUUUCCUGGGUUCAAAGCUCUGACUAGUAUGAUAGGAAACACCUGGAAAUGUGAUGCUUCUUUGACUAUACAUGAUUCCGGAAGGCUGAUUAACAAAUUCAAUAAUGAGGAUGAUAAGCUUUUUGUUUUAUCUGGUGGUCCUUGUUUGGUAUAUGGGAGACCUUUGGUGUUGAAGUCUAUGCCUGAAUAUUUUGAUUUUGCUUCUAAUGAGAUGACCAGACCGAGUUUAACAGGGCACGGCGGAAGGCCCCCUCAAGAAGCUGUGCUCAAAGCUAUUUCUGCAUACAGUCACAUAUUGAUAGAAACUUCUGUUGAUGAUACAGAGGUAUCAAGGACAGAAGGGAGGGUUGGACAAACCACAAAUGUGGUUAUUGGUGGUACGGUAGCAGAUGAUUCUACUAAUGAAUGGCUUGCUUUGGAUAAGAAGGUAAACUCAUAUCCAACAGUUAGAGGAUUUACUGCAAUAGGUACAGGAGGUGAUGAUUUUGUGCAAGCUAUGGUUAUUGCUGUUGAAUCUGUAAUUCAACAACCAAUCCCUGAGGGUCGAGUGAGGCAGAAAGUAUCUUCAAGGGGCAAAUAUGUGUCAGUCAACAUCGGUCCUGUUCAAGUUGUUUCUAGUGAGCAGGUUCAAGCUGUAUACAAUGCCAUGAGGAGAGAUGAUCGGAUGAAGUACUUUUUGUAGUAUGAAACUCCUUUUGUUUUGUAUAGAAUGCCGAUAUGUGGGGCUGAAAGAUUUGCCUCUCUUUUAAGAUUUCCAGUCUUUCUUUCCCAGUUAUGUUAUUUGAUAAGCACAGGUGUUAUUAGUUAAGAAAUCUUGAUUCAAUAUGAUCUGUUAGAUAUUUAUUUGAGAUGUAUAUUAUAAUGAUUUGAUAAUCACAAAAUAGGGAGCAAAUACCUUUUGUAAUUUCAUGCUUGAUCUACAAUAGAUAGAUUGGCUAUGGAUAAAAACUAUAUCGAGCAUGGUUAUGAAUUUCUUUCUUCAUUUU